Messenger RNA from Nematocida homosporus, 1452 nucleotides. RefSeq lists its product as uncharacterized. The record is from RefSeq and is a predicted model, not a curated record. Bases 1 to 1452 code for a protein of 483 amino acids. Lineage: Eukaryota; Fungi; Microsporidia. The transcript has a single exon.
AUGGAAAGAGUACAUCGUAUUUGUACGAUCCAAGUUCCUCCCAACUUAACACGACAAAGUCUCAUGGAACAGCUCCGGCUCAUGGCUUAUGUCAAAGGGAAACCGGAACCGAUCGCUAACGUGAGAAUGACAAUCAAGCUCACUAUUACGAAAGAAUUGAUUAGCAAAUCCUAUUCGAUUCCACACAAUCUCAAACCAGCGGCAAAGCUAGAGAUUAAACGACUCCUUGACGAAGGAAUAAUAGUGCCAGCCACUACAGAAAGUUACGCAUGCGCAGCCUUCCCCAUCUACAAGAGGAACGGUAGCAUCCGACUUAUAAUCGACUACAGGCCUAUCAACGCUCAUACGCAGCCGAUAGCCUACCCCUUUCCAAAAAUAGAAGAGGUAAUCAAAGACAUCCCCGACAGUGCUGUCUUUACACAGAUUGACCUUAGACAAGGUUAUCAUCAGAUUGAAGUAGAGCCAGAGUCGCGACAAUAUACGGCCUUCUUUUUCAACAAUCGACAUUACGAGUACACUCGUGUUCCUUUUGGACUCAAGAACGCAACACGUUUCUUCCAGAAGACGAUACAAGGCAUUAUCGGCGAUUUUGACUUCGCUAAAGUCCUUUUAGAUGACAUCCUCGUACAUUCCAAGACGGAAGAGGAACACAUUCGUCAUUUCUACCAAAUCAUGAUAUUGCUCCACAACAACAACGUCAUUAUCAACUUUGACAAAAGUAACUUCUUCCAACAAUCGGUAACUUACUUAGGACAUAUCAUAGAUAAAGAUGGUGUACGCGCCAGUCUCGAACGAGUCAAAGAACUGGAGCACAUUCAAACUCCACGGACUCGAAAAGAUGUUCAAAAGAUCAUCGGACUUUUCAACUGGUUUAGACCAUUCAUCCCCGGAUUGAGUGAACUAAUUCUUCCAUUAACUGAUCUUACACACAAGAUGUCAGCGAAGAAGAAUCCUCCCAUACGAUGGACGGAUCACCAUGAAAGCAUACGGCUACAAGUCCUAGAGAUUAUCAGAAAAGGUAUUCUACUCAGUAGACCGGAUCCAUCAAAACCCUUUACGCUUCUAGCCGACGCCUCAAACUACAGUAUUGGCGCCGGACUGACACAAGGACAAAAGCUCAUUGGACUAUACAGUGCCAAACUUUCCAAAUCUAAACGGAAUUACACAACCGAGGAAAAAGAGCUGUUCGCUAUCAUCAAAGCCCUAGAACACUUUAGGAAUAUCGUUUUCUUAUCAGACGUUACGGUCGAAACCGAUCACAAGAACCUGCUUAAUCACAGAGCUUUAGACAAAAGCCGAGCAGAACGAUGGAAAUCCGCACUAAUGGAGUAUCAACUGGACUGGAAGUACAUUCAGGGAAGCAAUAAUACGCUAGCCGAUUUCCUCUCAAGGGAAAUUUGGAAGAUGCGAUGCCAGAAGCGUCAUAGGUAUUUGGUUUCAGUCUGCAGAUGA